This is a messenger RNA of Anguilla rostrata (American eel), 3899 nucleotides long. RefSeq names its product minichromosome maintenance 9 homologous recombination repair factor (gene mcm9). Gene Ontology annotation, biological process: double-strand break repair via homologous recombination. The record is from RefSeq and is a predicted model, not a curated record. Bases 338 to 3610 code for a protein of 1090 amino acids. Gene Ontology annotation, molecular function: ATP hydrolysis activity; single-stranded DNA binding; single-stranded DNA helicase activity. The transcript is spliced from 12 exons. Lineage: Eukaryota; Metazoa; Chordata; Actinopteri; Anguilliformes; Anguillidae. Gene Ontology annotation, cellular component: nucleus; MCM complex.
AGCUUGUUCUGCACAACAAUUAACCCUUUUAUGGCGUGAGAUCACAGUUAUCUGAUUAGAAUAUUCUUAACUGAAUAUUCUAAUGCUGAUGUCACAAUCCCUACUGGUAAUUGAAAGCGCCAGAGUUCUAGAACACUGACUUAGAAUUUUGAGAAAACAUUCCUUCUCUUCAAAGGGUUAAUUAUGUUUGCAGUAGUGGUUACUGUUGCGUGUGCUAUUCCGGGGAAUGCAGAAAUGAAAAGAAUAGCCAGAGGAAGGACUCGAUGGAUAUUCUUAUCCCUGAUUGGUUACGUGGUAUGAAUAUAGAGGCCAUUCUACAAAUAGCACAAGGACUCAGAUGUCUGUGAUUGAAGUGGCAGCAUCUGAAUCCAUUUCUGGAAAUUGCUGUGCACAGCCACGGUAUUGGUCAGGCUCUAAUUCGCAUAAUGCUUGCUUGCUGUCCUUAGGAGAUAUUCUCAACAAUACGUCUGUUAAUAAUAACUGGGAUUGUGGUUUGCCCGUCUGCCCCGAGCUGACGCGGGACCGCAUACCCCGCUCUCGGGACGUGGGCCACUUCCUGUCCGUCACGGGCACGGUCAUCCGCACCAGCGCCGCCAAGGUGCUGGAGUUCGAGCGCGACUACAUGUGCGGGAAGUGCCGGCGCGUGUUCUCGGAGCAGGCGGAUUUCGAGCAGUUCUACAGCUUCGCCCCGCCCACCCGCUGCCCCAGCGAGGACGGCUGCGCCUCCUACAAGUUCACCUGCCUGGGGGGCGGAGCCUCCUCGCCAGCCGCCUGCAGGGACUACCAGGAGAUCAAGAUUCAGGAGCAGGCCCAGAGGCUGUCCGUGGGCAGCAUUCCCCGCUCAAUGACGGUGGUGCUGGAGGAUGAUCUGGUGGACAGCUGUAAGUCAGGAGAUGACAUCACGGUGUACGGUGUCGUCCGGCAGCGCUGGAAGCCCCUGUAUCCGGACGCCCGCUGUGACCUGGAGAUCGUGCUGAAGGCAAACUUCAUUGAGGUCAACAAUGAUCAGUCCACGGCCGCCAUGGUCCUGGACGACAUUCAGAAGGAGUUUGAAGAGUUCUGGGAAAAAUUCAGAGAUGAUCCUUUAGCAGGCCGGAACCAGGUUCUGAUGAGCCUUUGCCCACAGGUGUUCGGACUGUACGUCGUGAAGCUGGCUGUCGCCAUGGUUUUGGCAGGGGGGGUCCAACGAGUAGAUGUUUCGGGAACCAAAGUCAGAGGCGAGUCUCACCUGCUCCUCGUGGGAGACCCAGGGACGGGGAAGUCUCAGUUCCUGAAGUACGCUGCCAAGAUCACACCACGGUCCGUCCUCACGGCUGGGAUAGGCUCCACAAACGCAGGGCUGACUGUGGCCGCAGUGAAGGACGGGGGGGAGUGGCACCUGGAGGCGGGGGCGCUGGUGCUGUCGGACGGGGGGCUGUGCUGCAUCGACGAGUUCAACAGCAUCAAGGAGCACGACCGCACCAGCAUCCACGAGGCCAUGGAGCAGCAGACCAUCAGCGUGGCCAAAGCCGGCAUGGUGUGUAAGCUCAACACCAGGACCACCAUCCUGGCAGCGACCAACCCGAAGGGCCAGUAUGACCCCAACGUCUCGGUGUCGGUGAACGUGGCGCUGGCCAGCCCGCUGCUGAGCCGCUUCGACCUGGUCCUGGUCCUGCUGGACACCAAGAACCCGGAGUGGGACAGGAUCAUCUCCUCCUUCAUCCUGCAGAACAAAGGGGGCCCGAGUAAGAGCGAGUCCGUGUGGAGCAUGGAGAAGAUGAAGGCCUACUUCUGCCUGGCGAAGAGCUUUCAGCCCGGGAUGUCGGAGGAGGCCGACGCCGUCCUGGUGCGCUACUACCAGGCGCAGAGGCAGAGCGACGGCAGGAACGCGGCCCGGACCACCAUCCGCAUGCUGGAGAGCCUGGGCCGGCUCGCCGAGGCUCACGCCAGGUUGAUGUUUAGGGAUACUGUCACGGUGGAGGACGCCGUCGUCGUCAUUUCUGUCAUGGAGUGCUCCAUGCAGGGUGGCGCUCUCCUGGGAGAUGUGAAUGCUCUACACACCUCUUUCCCUGAUGACCCCAGGCAGCAGUACAGGACACAGUGUGAGAUGAUACUGGAGGGCCUGGGCCUCAACCAUCUCCUCACAAAAGAACUGGACCGGCUCUCACGUCAAGGUAAUGGCUCACAAACGGGGACGCCCCCCGGUGAAAACGGGCUGAAUGCUAUCGGAAACGGCUGCGCGGCUCGGGAAACCAACUCCCUGCAGUCGACCCAAGAUGGACCCCAGAGGAACGCCGGGGCCGAUAGCGGGCUCGACUGGUUUCACUCACUGUCCGGCCCCUCAAGGUUAUCGCCAAUCACGCCGUCUUCCCAGAAUGCCUCAUCUAGCGCCGGAGUCAUACCAGAGGGCCGUGCUUCGUUGCCCAGUCACAGAGACCCUUUGCCUGAGAAAGGAAGGAAGUCCACAACGGAUGAAGCGCCCGUUAAGAACACAGAUGAAGCUGUUCCGUCCAAUCGUAAAAACACACCGGCAGCCGCGAGAGACGAAUCGGACUCUGUCGUUGAAAAGGUUUCCAAGAGCCUCAGAGGGAAAAGGCUCAAAAAGAUCAGCGACUCGUCCCUGAUCUUAGAGGAGGGUAGAGUGGCAGAGAUAAGAGCUCCCUCUGGUGGUGGAAGUGCAGACUGCGUAGACAAUCUUGAGCUCUUGUUCUCCUCAGAUGCCCCGCCCUCGCACAGCACUCCCGUAGCCGCGAAAAAGCGAUCCUCGAAGAAGAGCCGCGCCCCUCACGAUUUUCCUGCCGAGGACCGGGGGGCCCCGGAGACGGAGGGGGCCCCCGAGGCCCUGCGGACCAAACUCUCCUCCUUCACCUUCAGGCCCAGGGAGAGAAUGGCCCACGGAGAGCACCACAGCAGUCCCCCUGAGAGGGCGCUGGGAGACGGGGUCGACAGGGACCCCGUUCCAGGGCCAGGGGAGGAAACAGCAGGGACGGGGAGGGGCGUCUCCGCAGACGGAGCGCUCGGAGGUGCAGGAUUUCAAGAGGAGGCUGCUGUCCCGGCCGGGCAGGCAAAAAAACCAGAGGGAAACGGCGAGAAGCGAAGUGGCACAGAGCAGCCAGCAGAUGGCAGCAGAGCUCUCAAGAAACUGAGGCACAAAGCCGCACCGGAGGAAAAAGACUACCUGCCCGCGGGGUCAGGUGACCGGGGCGAGGGGAGAGAGGGUCGGGCUCCGGCGGGGGACGAGGGCGGAGCCCAGGAGCAGAGGCGUCUGCAGCUGCUGCAGAGGCUGGGCGGCGCGGUCCCUGGGGGGCAGCCCACGCACCCCCAAACCCCCGGGGCCAGAGUGGCCCCCGCCACCCUGGCCAGGCUGUCGCGCUUCUCCUUCACGGCUUCCUCUGAGGAAGGACCCGAGAAGCCCGAGGCUGCGGCCAGCGAGCGGGCGAGCUCUGAGACGGGCCAGGGUCGCGACCCUGCCCCAGGGCAUGAUGGGAGUAACCCCAGGAAGAGGAAGUGCUUUGAAUUUGGGUCAAAAAGCAUCUUGCCGGGGCAGUCCCUGUUCAGCUCAUCGGUCGUAGAUGAUGAAGAUCUGGAUGUGGACUGGGAGGAGGAGUCUAGCAAGCGGGCAAAGGUGUGAUCACUGUGUGUGUGUGUGUGUGUGUGUGUGUGUGUGUCUUUUUUUCUGUGUGUGUGUGUGUGCGCACGUGUGUGCGUGUAUGCAUACGUGAGCAUAUGUGCAUGCACGCACAUGCAUUGCUGGAAAGUUUGGCCCACAGUGAGUGAUGGGAGAAUGCCCGGGAUGAUGACCUCUAAUGAACUGACCUCUAGUGACCUCUUGCCGGACUCAUGCUGCUGAAUAUCUAACUUUGGCUGGGCCGAAAAUGUGCAAUUAAAAAUGAUUAUGAAAAUAAAUGAUGUAAAAUAAA